Molecule: messenger RNA, 3837 nt
Organism: Gracilinanus agilis (Agile Gracile Mouse Opossum)
Lineage: Eukaryota; Metazoa; Chordata; Mammalia; Didelphimorphia; Didelphidae
Gene: CAMK2G
Product: calcium/calmodulin dependent protein kinase II gamma
Exons: 24
Coding region: 64-1833 (589 amino acids)
Biological process (GO): protein phosphorylation
Cellular component (GO): neuron projection; cytoplasm
Molecular function (GO): ATP binding; calmodulin binding; calcium/calmodulin-dependent protein kinase activity
Source: RefSeq, a predicted model, not a curated record
CGGGCGGCGGUGACUGUGCACGGAGAUCGGAGCGGGCAGCGCAGCCGUGCCCGCCCCGCCAGCAUGGCCACCACCGCCCCCUGCACCCGCUUCACCGACGACUACCAGCUCUACGAAGAGCUCGGCAAGGGCGCUUUCUCUGUGGUCCGAAGAUGUGUCAAGAAAACCUCCACUCAGGAGUAUGCAGCAAAAAUCAUUAACACCAAGAAGCUCUCAGCCCGAGAUCACCAGAAGUUAGAAAGGGAGGCUCGAAUAUGCCGGCUCUUGAAACACCCAAACAUUGUGCGCCUCCAUGACAGUAUUUCUGAAGAAGGGUUCCACUACCUCGUCUUUGACCUCGUUACCGGCGGGGAACUGUUUGAAGACAUUGUAGCCAGAGAGUACUACAGUGAAGCAGAUGCCAGCCACUGUAUUCAUCAGAUCCUAGAGAGCGUCAACCACAUCCACCAGCAUGACAUCGUGCAUCGUGACCUCAAGCCUGAGAACCUUCUGCUGGCAAGUAAAUGCAAGGGUGCUGCUGUCAAACUGGCUGACUUUGGACUAGCCAUCGAGGUGCAGGGAGAUCAGCAGGCUUGGUUCGGCUUUGCUGGGACGCCAGGGUAUCUGUCCCCUGAAGUCUUGAGGAAAGAUCCUUAUGGAAAACCCGUGGACAUCUGGGCCUGUGGGGUGAUCUUGUACAUCCUCCUGGUGGGAUACCCUCCCUUCUGGGAUGAGGAUCAACACAAACUCUAUCAGCAGAUCAAAGCUGGAGCAUAUGACUUUCCAUCACCAGAGUGGGACACCGUGACUCCUGAAGCAAAGAACUUAAUUAACCAGAUGCUGACAAUAAACCCUGCCAAGCGGAUCACGGCCGACCAAGCACUGAAGCACCCAUGGGUCUGCCAACGUUCUACAGUGGCCUCCAUGAUGCACCGGCAGGAGACCGUGGAAUGCUUGCGAAAGUUCAAUGCCCGGAGAAAGCUGAAGGGUGCCAUCCUCACAACAAUGUUGGUUUCCAGGAAUUUUUCAGUUGGCAGGCAGAGCUCCGCCCCAGCCUUGGCCGCCGUGAGCGCCGCCGGCCUGGCCGGGCAAGCUGCCAAAAGCCUGUUGAACAAGAAGGCAGAUGGAGGUGUGAAGAAAAGGAAGUCGAGUUCCAGCGUGCACCUGAUGCCCAGGAGCAACAACAAAAACAGUCUCGUAAGCCCAGUCCAAGAGCCUGCGCCAUUGCAGACGGCCAUGGAACCCCAAACUACCGUGGUACACAAUGCAACAGACGGAGUCAAGGGCUCCACGGAAAGUUGUAACACCAAUACUGAAGAUGAAGACCUCAAAGUUGCCCAGCUCCGCACUGGGGAUCGCAGCAGCUUGGGGUCUGAUGGACGGAGCCCCCGGGACAGAACAGCCCCCACAGCAGGCAUGCAGCCCCAGCCUUCUCUCUGCUCCUCAGCCAUUCGAAAACAAGAAAUCAUUAAGAUCACGGAGCAGCUGAUUGAAGCCAUCAAUAAUGGGGAUUUUGAUGCCUACACGAAGAUCUGUGAUCCAGGCCUCACCUCAUUCGAGCCUGAGGCACUCGGCAACCUGGUGGAGGGGAUGGACUUCCAUAAAUUUUACUUUGAGAAUCUACUAUCUAAGAACAGCAAGCCCAUCCACACAACCAUCCUGAAUCCCCACGUGCAUGUCAUUGGUGAAGACGCAGCCUGCAUCGCCUACAUACGCCUUACCCAGUACAUUGAUGGCCAGGGCCGGCCUCGUACUAGCCAGUCUGAGGAGACCCGAGUCUGGCACCGCCGUGACGGCAAAUGGCUCAAUGUGCACUACCACUGUUCGGGGGCCCCUGCCGCCCCGCUGCAGUGAGCUCUCCCACAGCGAUGUUAGGAGAUUCCCAGCCAGAGGUCGAACCUUCGCAGCCAGCGGCUCUGGAGGGCCUGAGUGACAGCGGCAGUCAUGUUCGUUUGAGGUUUAAAAAAACAAUUAAAAUUACAAAGCGGCAGCAACCAAUGCACGCCCCUGCAUGCAGCCCGCCCGCCCAUCGUGUCUGUCUCUGCUGUACCGAGGUGUUUUUUACAUUUAAAAAAAAAAAAAGAAAAAGAAAAAAAGAUUGUUUAAAAAAAAAAAGGAAUCCAUACAGCUGAUCAUGAUUUAAAACCACCUGCAGCCCCUCCCUGGGCUGGCAAGAGGGCAGGAGUUUUGAGCAUCAGGCUCCUCUACCUGGCAGUGAGUAAGCCCAGGCUUUACCAACCCCCAUGGACUCUUGGGGGACUGGGGCCCGGGCAGGAACUCUUGACCCUGACCCUGCUCCAGGCCACAAAAGCGACUGUGUGUGGGGUCAUCUGGAUCUCUGCGGCCCCCGAGGUGGCUUGCCCAGCCCUGGGUCCUGGGAAUGGACUUCUUCAGAGUGUGCACGUGAGCCCAGAGGGAAGGCCAGACCAGUGACAGGUCAUGAGAUGGCUAAUGCUUGGAGCUUAUUUUUCCCUUCCCAGGGGGAAGAUGGCAUCCUCCCCAGGCAGCUACCAUUGCAAAGGCAGCACUGAAAAGCAGCGGUUCCAAGAUGGUGGGCUUGCGGCUGGGAUUUUACUGUACUGUUCACUUAGCGUAGCCGGGAGACUUGGUGCUGCAGAAAUGUGUCCUCUAGGAAGCAGGCAGAAACCUGGCGUUAGUAUGACAUGUACUCCCUCAUCCAUCUAUUUCUAUAGGAUGCACAACCAAGCAUGGGUCUGGGUACCAAGGCCUGGACCCCCAGCCGGGAAGGGCUAGGGGCUGCCGCUUUGCUUGUUGUUUGUUCUAGUAUGACUUGGCCAGGAUGGAGCCCUGCUACUCCCCCUGUAGCCUUGGGCAGUUCUGUUUCUGUGCCGAUUUUAGUUGUCUUUGUCUUGCUUUUUUUUUUUUUUUUCAUGGUGAUGGCCCCAAUUCCAAACCUCAUCUGGGCCUGGGGCCACUACUGAGUGCCCUAAUGGGAAUGGGUGACUUUGGGACUGUCCAUCUUGCUUUCUCUCUGGAGUUGGCUUGUCUAACUCUUGCCUAGGUGUCCCUACUUCAAGAGGCCUCUCUACUGACCAACAGAGGCUGAGAAUUGCUGCUGGAGAGUCUGCAUGGGCCUUCACCUUCCUCUACCCUGCAUGCACCCCAAAAAAGGAGGUGCCCAGGGCCAUGGCUCCCCUCAAAUCAAUUUUCCUUCCUAUUCCCAGGGGGUUCUACUGCCACUAGGGAGGGAAUUGCACCUCAGGCAGGAAGAAGGCAAGGUGCUUGAGGACAAAUUAGGUCAUGUGCCAGGGUCCUCUGCACAAAUACCGACCUACCUGCACCUUUCCAGGGAAGGGGGACAGGCCCCAGAGCCCCUGGAGUGCCUUCAGAGUAUGAAGCUAUAGUGAUUGGGGGCAGGAGAGGAGUUGAGUUCCCCAAAGGGCCAGGUGUGAGAGCUUGGGUUGGGUUUAGGCAGACUCCGUGGAGCACAGUGUGCAUGCCCACCCUCUGGGCCCCAGGCCCCCUUUCCUUUCCUGCAUUCUGCAUUGCCAGCACGCAGACAACUUCACAACAUGGUUUGGUUUUGCAGUCUUUGAGACAAAUGGUCUUUGAAACCCAUAGCUUGAUAUUGGCUGCUCCAGCCCCACCUCUCCUUAGCAUUCUUACUCUCCUCUUCUGGGGCUAACGUCAGCAUCUAUAGAAUUUAGAUUAUUAAAAAAAAAAAAAUCACCUUUUAAACAGGAAAUGGAAGGCAUUUGAUGCAGAAUUUUUGCAUGAUGACAUAGAAUAAUUUAAAAACUAGCUAGUGUUUGUUCUGAAUGUUGGUAGACCCUUCAUAGCUUUGUUACAACAAAACCUUGAACUAAAGAUAUUUAAUAAAAUAACAUUUAAACAGUC